Molecule: messenger RNA, 2714 nt
Organism: Pungitius pungitius (ninespine stickleback)
Lineage: Eukaryota; Metazoa; Chordata; Actinopteri; Perciformes; Gasterosteidae
Gene: lman2
Product: lectin, mannose-binding 2
Exons: 8
Coding region: 99-1109 (336 amino acids)
Biological process (GO): endoplasmic reticulum to Golgi vesicle-mediated transport
Cellular component (GO): Golgi membrane; endoplasmic reticulum-Golgi intermediate compartment; endoplasmic reticulum membrane
Molecular function (GO): D-mannose binding
Source: RefSeq, a predicted model, not a curated record
UCUCUCCGGAAGAUAAUAGAGAAGGACCUGCUCGGUUUAUGGAGUUUCGAGGAGGAUAUUUGUUUUGAGAGUUCCUCUCGGAGGCUGUUUGAAUCAAAAUGGGAAACUUUAGAGCAUUUGGGAACACACAACUGGUCUUGCUGGUUUCCAGAUUGUUCCUGGUGUCUUGUGACAUAACGGACGGGAACACGGAGCAUCUGAAGCGGGAGCACUCGUUGAUGAAGCCGUACCAAGGUGUGGGCAACAGCCCGAGUAGUCAGUGGGACUUCUGGGGCAGCACGUUGGUGACGAGCUCGUACGUCCGACUCACUCCGGAUGAGGGAAGCAAGCAGGGAUCCAUCUGGAACACUGUGCCGUGUUACCUGAAGGACUGGGAGAUGCAUGUGCAGUUUAAAGUUCACGGGGCAGGAAAGAAGGGUCUCCAUGGCGACGGCAUUGCUCUCUGGUACACAAAGGACAAACUGCACCCAGGGCCUGUGUUUUCCAACAAUGCCCUCUUCCAGGGGCUGGCUGUGUUUAUAGAUACUUACUCUAACGACGAUGCCACGGAUCGCUCCUUCCCCUACAUUUCGGCGAUGGUGAACAACGGCUCGGUGAACUACGACCACGGCAAAGACGGCCGCUCCUCUGAGCUGGGGGGCUGCUCGGCGGAGAUCAGGAACCGGGAGCACGACACGUACCUCGCCAUUCGCUACUCCAGAGGACGACUCACCGUGAUGAUUGACGUGGAGGACAAGAACGAAUGGAAGGAGUGCAUCGACAUUGGGGGGGUCCGUCUUCCUACUGGGUAUUUCUUUGGGGCCUCAGCAGCUACGGGAGAUCUGUCUGAUAACCAUGACAUCAUCUCAAUGAAGCUCUACCAGCUGAUGGUAGAACACACUCCCGAGGAGGACAACCUGGACUGGACCAAGAUCGAGCCCAGCGUCAGCCUCCUCAAGUCCCCUAAAGACAACAUCGACGAUCCCACCGGAAACUUCCGAGGCACGGCGCUCACCGGCUGGAAGGUCUUCCUGCUCCUGCUGUGCGCUCUGCUGGGAAUCGUGGUGUGCGCCGUGGUGGGAGCCGUGGUCUUCCAGAAGAGACAGGAGAGGAACAAGAGGUUCUACUGAGGAGGGGCCGAGGCCAGAGGGGAUAACCUUGUUGUUUGUGGAAGGACCUGCUUCCAGAUGACGGCUCGUUCAAUGUGAAUUCUUUUUAAAGAUUGUACAGAUGUUUAUAUCCUUUUUGAAGCACUGCGUUGGGAGCGAGGUGAGGAGACCUGUCGGUAGGCAGCUGCAGAGAGCUGCCGACCGGCCCACAUCUCAAUCCUUCUCCGGGUUCUCGUUACCUUCAGAUGUGCUGCCGUUUACACACUAUAAACUACAACUGAUGAUAGAUGACAGAGCGUUUUCCAUCCCAAACAAGAUACCAACGUUGUCGAUGCUGACCUAGCUGCUGUUUCCACAGCAGCACCCGAUUUCAUGGAAACGGAGUACAGCGCUAUUUGCUUAUUUCUCUCUGUGUGUUUUCAUCUAAAACCUCUAGUUAGCGCUUUUGAAACGACAGAAUGAAUAGAAAUAAACUUGCUGCUCACGUUGAUGUUCUAAUGAGAACAGAAUGCUCUGGUUAUGUCGACUUUUAAAUACUAUUGAAGGUGUCUUCAUCCGAAACCACCGUGCGUACCUGCAGCUAGUUUCAGAUUGAACCGCCCCGUCCCUCGUUUCCUACACAGACCACUAGUUCUGCAACCGUUUAAUCAGUCUGGCUUCUCAAUUCAGGAUGUAAUCCAAAACAUCCAAAGAUAUAUAUACACACACAGUGUGAAAUAAUUAUCACAAUUCCACUAAUGCUUGUUUUGUAGAGAUUUUGUUGAAUCUGGGAUAAGAAAUUCUCAUUCAAUCAGCUGGAGGAUUUUUUCUUUAUGUAUGCUGAACGAUUGUAUGAUUUAUCAUUAAUUUAGUCUUGAUGUGCUUUUACAAAGUGAAACGUUCAGGGGGAAAGAGAAGGCGCUGUAUCACAGAUACCUUCCUAUUGACUGGUUCCCUCAAUGCAUUGAUCUGGAUCAGGCCCUUCUAAAAGAAGAUGCAUCUUGAAACCUGAACAACCCCAAACAUGUUACGCUUUUUGUUUUAAUCCAGAAUAUGCCUUUGUUGUUGUCCUAAGUGUGUUUAGGUUAUUAAUGGAAAUUCCAAUAUUUAACUGCUUUGUAGAAGCGGUGACUAAUGAAGCGCUGUUGGUGCUGAUGAAGCUUCAGGAAAGCCAACGAGUUAUUGCUCAGAAACAUUUACAUUUGAGUUUCUUUCACUGACCGGUUGGUUCCGACUCUUUAAUCACUCCGGAGGUGCGGCCAACUGUUUGGGCCGCAGUCACGUUUCCUGUGUCCUUCUUCCCUAUUUGUUUGUUUCCUCCGCGAUGGGACGUCAAGUAUCUCGUCUCUGCAGAAAUAAAGUGUUAAAUUACAAGAAGAAUCCCUUUGAAUGUGAAUUGUGGUGUUUAUUUAACAGGGACAAUGACACAUGUUUUGUAAACCACCUGAUCUCCUUAACUGCUUUGUGCUUUAACAUUGUGAAAUAGAUUAAUUGGUUUUUAACAGAUUAUGGAACUAUUAACUUCAAAUACAAUUCAGUGAAGAAGCAGAAGCCGCUAAAGAAUGAAAUUCAGCAUCGUGCAUUGUUGUUAUUUUGAUUGUGCGCAGUGGUAGAAAGAUAUUUAUGUGCAUAACUUUUGUUUACUUU